ACCAACACAGUCUUGGAACUCUAAAAUUUGUGUUUUUAUAUAAAACAAUAAAAUGUACUGAUAAGUACCAAAAGUUCUGCAUUCUGACAACAUAGGUUCAGGUCUGGGCUUCAUCAUAAGCUAGCAUUUUGAUGCUGGAAAAAAUGUUAUUUGGUUUGUCCAACCCCAUUUCCUUAUCUAAAAUUGGUGAUAAUGAUAUAUUCACCAAUACUAAUAAUUAAAUAAUUCUUUGAUAGGAUGUUCUCAAGUAUAUAGGUAUUAUUAGUUAAAAGUAAUAAUUAUUCAUAGCGUUAUUAGUUAAUAAUAAAAAUAUUGCAUAUGAAAAUUCUGUCUACUGAAAGAGUCAAUAAAGAUUAUCUUCAUGAUAAUCAUUUAAUAGCUACAGGAUAUAGGAGGAAGAGACAAUAAAAUGAAAAUAUUAUGAUUAAUUUUAGUGCUUAGGCCAGAAUUCAUCCAAGGGUGUCUCUUUCUUGAAAAGAGGAACAGAGACUCAUUUCUUUAGUUAUACAGGACACAGAGGAAGGAAGGAAGAUGCUAGCCACAUGUGAUAUAUAUUUUUUUUAAUUUUCAAAAAAAUUGUUAUUGGUGCAUUCUAAUUAUACAUAACAAUUAUCCAUUUAUGCAUAAAUUAGUCUGUUUCAUUCCCCCUUACCUGCCUCCCCUUCCCUUCUUCUAUCCCCAAUCCUAUUUCUCUAGUAGUCUCACUUGUAUUUUCAUGAAGUCCCUUCUCUUUCCUUAUUCCUCUCUAGUUCCACAUAUGAGAGAAAACAUAACCCUGAGUCUGGCUUAUCUCACUUAGCAUUAUGUUCCCCAGUUCCAUCCAUUUUCCUAUGAAUGCCAUAAUUUUGCUCUUCUUUAUUGGCUGAGUCAUACUCCAUUGUUUCUGUGUACCACAUUUUCUUUAUCAGUUCAUCUGUUGAUGGAUACCUAAGUUGGAUCCAUAACUUGACUGUUGUGAAUUGUGCUGCUGUAAACAUGUGUAUGCAUGUAUUUUUGCUGUAGUAUGCUGACCAAGGAAUGGUAAAGUUGGGACUUAUGGUGGUUCCAUUCCCAGCCUUUUGAGGAACCUCCAUACUGAUUACCAUAGUGGGCUGUGGUAAUUUACAGUCCUACUGAUAGUGUAUAAAAUGUUCCUUUUCUCUUGUAUCCUUGUCAGCAUUUAUUUUUUGUAUUCUUAAUGAGUGUCAUUCUCACUGCAGUGAGAUGAAAUCUCAGUGUAGUUUUGAUUUGCAUUUUCUUGAUUGCUAAAGAUGUUGAACAUUUUUUCAUAUAUUUGUUGGCCAUUUGUAUUUCUUUUUUUUUUGAGCAGUAUCAGUUCAGUUCAUUUGUCCAUUUAUUGGGUUUGGGGGUUUUAUUUUGUUUUUCUGGAGUUAAGUUUUUUUUUCAGUUCUUUAUAUAGUCUGGUUGCUAAUUCUCUGUCUGAAGAAUAGCAGCAAAGAUUUUCCCCCAUGCUGUAGGCUCUUUCUUCAUGCUUUUCUUUUCCUUUGCCGUGCAGAAGCUUUUUAAAUUAAUGCUAUCCCAUUUAUGAACUCCUGAUUUUAUUUCCUGAGCCCUAUUGAGGAAGUCAUUGCCUAUGCCUGUAUGUUGAAGUGUUGACCUUUUUUCUUUCUUUUUUUAAAAAAAUAUCUAUUUUUAAGUUGUAAUUGGACACAACACCUUUAUUUUGUUUAUUUAUUUUUAUGUGGUGCUGAGGAUCAAACCCAGGGCCCUGCACAUAUUAGGCGAGCUCUCUACUGCUGAGCCACAACUCCAACACCACCUCCCCACAAUUUUCUUUCAACAGUUGCAAAGUAGAAACCCUAGGUCUAAUUUCUAAGUCUUUGAUCCACUUGUGUUUGACUUUUGUAUAGGUGAGAAUUAGGGAUCAAGUUUCUUUCAUUGUUGUACAUAUGGAUAUUCAUUUUUUUAAAGUAAAAAGAAAUGGGUGAUGUUAGUAAUAUAUUUUAUUUAACCCAGUUUGUCUAACAUGGUCAUUUCAGCAUAUAAUCAAUAUAAAAAUUAAUGAGAGAUUUUACAUUCUUUUUCCUACUAAGUCUUUUAAUUUCAGUGUGCAUUUUAUACUUACAAUACAUCUCAAUUUGAACUAUCUGCAUUUCAUGUGUUCAAUGGCUGGUGCCCACCAUAUUGAACAGCACCCGUUUAACUUCUAGCUAUGGUAUUCACUGUUAUUCACAAACUGGCCUCUUUUUAUCAUUUCUUCCCUGUAACUUCCCCCAAAAUGUUAUAUUCUCACCAUGCAAAACCACUUAUAUUCCUCUAGAUGCCAUUGGUUAAGCUGUUUCUUUUACCUAGAAUGUUUUUGAACCCUUUCUCUGGGCCUUGGUAGAGAGGUACAGAUUUUGUCAACAGGCUUUUCUGGACUCCUCUAACUCUUAGCUCUGUAUUUAUAGGUGAAUUAGAGUGCUUAUUGUAGGGGGUUUAGUUGUUUUUGAGGCUAUCUCUCUGUCUAGUGCCUUUUUCAUCUUUGUUGUGAUCAUGGCCUGCACUUAAUAGCUGAUCAGUAGAUGUUUGCAGACAGAAUGAGUAAACCGCUAACCAGCUGUAUUCACUCUCUUAAUUCUCCAACGGAUGUGAUACUUCCUUAGGAGAUUUGUGCCUGUAUUACCCUCUCGCACAUGUGCGUGGGCAAUCACACACACAUCCAGAUGUGGUAACUAACGAGGAAUUCAUCUCAAGACGUGCGCAAAAAGGAUCUUCUUUCCCCCUCUUGAUUUUAUGGAUGGGAGAACUGAGGAAUAGAAAGUAAGUUAGGAAGGCCAGCUGAUUUGCAUCAGUAUCAAUAUAAAGAAGGGGAGGGGAGGAGAGUUCUUGAAAGAGGUAUGGUGGUUUCAGAGGAUUGAGUCCCUUAGGUGGUUGGGGAUCAGCUGGCUCCACUUGGUUGCUUGAUAAAAGGGAAGGGAAGUGGGGAGUGAGGAGUAACUCUUGGGUCCUGAUGAGUAUUCAAGACAGGUUCAGGUCUAGGAAGCUGAGAAUUUCUUUUCUGGAAGUGUGAGCGCCAAGGAGGAGCUCAUUGCUGGAGAAAAGUUGAAGAGCAAAAUGAUCAUCAUCUCAGAUCAGGAAAAAUACUGGCCUACAGAGGGUAGGAGAGAGCCAGUAAGGCAAAAGGAAGAGCUCUGGAAACCAGCAGGCGGAGCCAAGGAGUCCUAUUGGGACAAAGACUUCUUAGAGAGCAGUACCAGUUCUCAGUCUAUAGAAUGGAGACAGAAAGAAUCAGAGAUUCAGAGAGGCACUAUGACUCCUUUGAGGACCCAGCAUUCCUUGGCAGGUCAGACGUACUCAGUGCCUCUCAUCCAACCUGACCUGCGGCGAGAGGAAGCCAUUCAACAGGUGGCAGAUGCCCUGCAAUACCUACAGAAAGUCUCUGGAGACAUCUUUAGCAGGAUCUCCCAGCGGGUAGAGCUGAGCCGGAGCCAGCUGCAGGCCAUUGGGGAGAGGGUCUCCUUGGCCCAGGCCAAGAUCGAGAAGAUCAAGGGCAGCAAGAAGGCCAUCAAGGUAUUCUCCAGUGCCAAGUACCCAGCCCCAGAGCGUCUGCAGGAAUACGGCUCUAUCUUUACUGGGGCACAGGACCCUGGUCUGCAGAGACGGCCUCGCCACAGGAUCCAGAGCAAGCACCGCCCCUUGGAUGAGCGGGCCCUGCAGGAGAAGCUGAAAUACUUUCCUGUCUGUGUGAACACCAAGCCAGAGCCCGAGGAUGAAGCUGAGGAAGGUCUUGGGGGUCUUCCAAGCAACAUCAGCUCUGUCAGCUCCUUGCUGCUCUUCAACACUACUGAGAACUUGUACAAGAAGUAUGUCUUCCUGGACCCCCUGGCUGGUGCUGUAACAAAGACCCAUGUGAUGCUGGGGGCAGAGACGGAGGAGAAGCUAUUUGAUGCCCCUCUGUCCAUCAGCAAGAGAGAGCAGCUGGAACAGCAGGUUCCAGAGAAUUACUUCUAUGUGCCAGACCUGGGCCAAGUACCCGAGAUUGAUGUGCCAUCCUACCUGCCUGACCUGCCUGGCAUUGCUGAUGACCUUAUGUACAAUGCUGACUUGGGGCCAGGCAUUGCUCCCUCUGCCCCCGGUGCCAUUCCAGAACUGCCUACCUUUCCUACAGAGGUUGCAGAGCCUUUCAAGGCGGACCUAGAAGAUGGGGUGCUGACAGCACCCCCACCACCACCACCGCCCCCACCGCCACCCCCAGCUCCUAUGGUGCUGGCCAGCGCCCCUCCACCCCCACCUUCACCCCAGACUGUGGCCUCCACCAGCCUAGGUGCCAGGGAGGACGACAACAGCAGCAGUGCACCUCCUUCAGUUCCAGUCCAGGGAGCUCCCAAGGAAGUGGUUGACCCCUCCAGUGGCCGGGCCACUCUGCUGGAGUCCAUCCGCCAAGCUGGGGGCAUCGGCAAGGCCAAGCUGCGCAGUGUUAAAGAGCGCAAGCUGGAGAAGAAAAAACAGAAGGAGCAGGAACAAGUGAGAGCCACGAGCCAGGGUGGAGACCUGAUGUCGGAUCUCUUCAACAAGCUGGUCCUGAGGCGUAAAGGUAUCUCCGGGAAGGGACCUGGGACUGGAGCCAGUGAGGGACCAGGAGGAGCCUUUGCGCGAAUGUCAGACUCCAUCCCCCCUCUGCCGCCCCCACAGCAGCCACCAGGAGAGGAAGACGAGGAUGACUGGGAGUCUUAGGUGGCUCCUCCCUCCCUAAACCCUGACUGUUGCCUUCUUGGAAACAUCCAGGAGCAGCUCCUGGGCCUACCAUCCUCUCAGCCUAAGGAUCUCAGCUGGGAUAGUGGACAGUCCCAGAUCUGCACCUAGACCCCCUGCACAGGGUGUAUGUGUAUGCCACCCGCUUGUGCCCUGCUCAUGUGACUGCCUUACCCACCCUUUACCAGGGUGCUCUUCUAAAGAUCUUUGAGAAAACAGUAACAUGAAUCAAUAAAGAAGGGUAAUACAGGAAUGGAGCUCAA
Marmota monax (woodchuck) is the source of this 4937-nucleotide messenger RNA. RefSeq names its product WASH complex subunit 1 (gene Washc1). Gene Ontology annotation, cellular component: recycling endosome; early endosome; WASH complex. Bases 3037 to 4656 code for a protein of 539 amino acids. Gene Ontology annotation, biological process: retrograde transport, endosome to Golgi; endocytic recycling; exocytosis. NCBI's taxonomy places the organism in Eukaryota, Metazoa, Chordata, Mammalia, Rodentia, Sciuridae. The record is from RefSeq and is a predicted model, not a curated record. The transcript is spliced from 11 exons. Gene Ontology annotation, molecular function: alpha-tubulin binding; gamma-tubulin binding; actin binding.